Saccharomyces mikatae IFO 1815 is the source of this 1137-nucleotide messenger RNA. It is a transcript of the gene RSA1, whose product is annotated as Rsa1p. The coding region runs from base 1 to 1137 and encodes 378 amino acids. Lineage: Eukaryota; Fungi; Ascomycota; Saccharomycetes; Saccharomycetales; Saccharomycetaceae. The record is from RefSeq and is a predicted model, not a curated record. The transcript has a single exon.
AUGGAUUAUAAUAAUUUCGGAAACUUCAACAGUGAUGGGCAUUCCAGGCUUCCCAAACCUACGUAUUCCGGAACACUAACGGAUGGAUAUGAUGAAUCGAAAACCAAAAGGCAAAAGAUAGAGUCUGCAACUUAUUCACCCAAUUUGUAUUCGAAUCCUUCAUGUUAUGAAAGCUCAUGGAGUAGCAAUUAUACUUCUCAACUUUCUCCUUUCACCGCUCACAAUCAAUAUUUCCAGCCAUUAACACAGUCAACACAGUUCAAUUUCUCAGGUACUCCCAUUUAUACAGGAAAUGGCAUACCAUCAGUGAAUCAAAAUACGCCAUAUUCGUGUACAUCAAAUAUACGAGAGCGGCCAUCGCCAUACUAUGAAAGCACUCAAUCAUUAAUAAAUAACAGUGAUUACCGGAGGUCAGAUAGUUAUGAAGAUGUUACAAUGCCAACUGCAAAGAAAACAUACUUGAUUAAGCACGAAGAAAAAGAAAAAGAAACUCUGAUGAAGGAAAUAACCUCAAUAAAACCAAGUAAGGCCCAAGCUUCCGCGGUGCCCGCGGAAAUUUUAAGAAGGGAUACAGGGCUGGUAAAUUCCACAAUUGAAGACAACCGCGAUGUAGAACUAGAUGAAGUGGAAUCUGAUGAGCAGUUAGAAUCAGAGGGAUCGGGAAAGGUUAUUUUAGUUCCUGGAACUUCUAUAGCGUUGAUUACUGACGAAGACGUUAAAAGGUGGAGAGAGGAAAGAAAGAAAAUGUGGCUAUUGAAAAUUUCUAAUAACAAAAAGAAACAUAUGCAGGAAAUGGGGAUAAAGGAAGACGAAUUAAAUGGUCAGUCUAGUAUUUUAAAAGAGUCGAGGAAAGAAAAACAAUUUAUUCAGAGUAUCCAAAAUCAGGUACAGAGAGGAAACCCAAGAGUUGACUUGAACUUAAAAUUGAUACAGCGAGAAUUUGCGAACGAGAAUUCUAAACUUUUGGAUUUUAUAAGGGAACUUGGUGAUGCCGGCUUAUUAGAAUAUGAGUUGUCUCAAGAGGAAAAAGAUAUACUUUUUGGUGCCUCUGGAGAUAACAGUAGAAAUAAUUACAAAUCAAACUACAGAAGCAGAAAAUCCAAUAUAAAUAGAGGUAACUUCUCCAGGACUAAGUAA